AUGGUGAGGUGUUAUCUGCUCUGUUUACUAACUCUUGCACUCUGUUGUGCUUGUGGGUUAGUAUGGGCUGAUCAAACGAAACCUUUUAUAAAUAAUGGUAAGCAGCUCGUUAUUUGUUUCCCCCCUUCGGUUCCUAUUCUUCUUACUAAUGGAUCUUACAAGUGUGGUAGCUGCAGUGAACUUGCGGAACAGGACUCUAAAUUAUGCUCUGGCGUUUUGAGAGAAGAAAAGAAAGAAUUGUUAGAAGAACACCAGAUGGCUUCAGAUCGAAGAAAGAAUGAGAACGCAUUACAUCAGGAUUCCCACAACCCCACAAAUAGGGAAGACAGCAUCCCAUCAGUUAAUUCCGUGAUAAAUGGACAACUACGAUCUCCUCCACCAUCCGCAUCUCUUUCUGCGCAACAACAACAAGAGCUUCCCUCUGCCCAACAACCAGGUGCAGGUGGACCAGAGGCAGAUGGUAGACAGACCCCAGCACUUUCUGAAUAUGCAUCCACUGAAGGCAAACAUGAUGCUGAACAGAAACCACAGUCAUUAGGGCAACCACAGGAAGACUCAAACAUACAUGAUAUACAAAGUGAAGAGACCAAAGUCUCAACAGGGCCAGCCGCUACUGAAAGAGAAGAGAGUUCNAAAAAGAAAUAA
This is a messenger RNA of Trypanosoma theileri, 645 nucleotides long. RefSeq lists its product as uncharacterized. NCBI's taxonomy places the organism in Eukaryota, Euglenozoa, Kinetoplastea, Trypanosomatida, Trypanosomatidae. The transcript has a single exon. Bases 1 to 645 code for a protein of 214 amino acids. The record is from RefSeq and is a predicted model, not a curated record.